This is a messenger RNA of Geodia barretti, 210 nucleotides long. Lineage: Eukaryota; Metazoa; Porifera; Demospongiae; Tetractinellida; Geodiidae. The record is from the annotation of a GenBank genome assembly.
AUGAAUCAAGCACAACAGAAUAUCGCUCUUCUCACGUCAGGACUUGCUCUUGGAGUCAUCGCCGGGAUUCUGCUGGCGCCACAGAGCGGGCGAGACACCAGAGACGAAUUGCGCCAGCGUGCCGUCAGCGCCAGUAGCGUCGGCAGGGACUACCUGCAGCGGAUACGCAACCGGGGCGCCGACGAUGUCGCCGAACUGACCGAAGGUUAG